Messenger RNA from Lodderomyces orthopsilosis Co 90-125, 942 nucleotides. RefSeq names its product Pga13p (gene PGA13). The coding region runs from base 1 to 942 and encodes 313 amino acids. The transcript has a single exon. Lineage: Eukaryota; Fungi; Ascomycota; Pichiomycetes; Serinales; Debaryomycetaceae. The record is from RefSeq and is a predicted model, not a curated record.
AUGGUUUCUAAAUUUUCAAUCUUGACCACCAUUUCACUCGCUGCCGCUGCUUUAGCUAGCCCAAUCUAUAGUGACACUUCUGUGAUCCACACCCAAAUUAUUGUCACAGACUAUACCACGUACUGUCCAGAAGCAACUACUCUCACCAUCACCACCUGUUCUGACAACCACUGUCUCCCAACAAGAAUCACUGUUACUGAACCAACCACCGUGACUAUCACUGAUGAAGUGUUGUGCUCUACCACUUCAACCAUUGAGCCUCCAACUACUUCCACAACCCAUGAAACUGGUAUUACCAUCACUGGUGAAAAUUCAAACACCCACAAAGUUACCGAAUCAACAGUGUAUGUUCCAACCACUACAGCUGUCACAAUUACUACCUGUAGUAACCACAAGUGUCACCCUACUGAAGUUACUGUUACAACCUCGGCUACUGUGAUCACAACUCCGACUACUGCACCAACCACUACACCAACCACUACCCCAGUUACCACCCCAGUUGUCACAUCAACAACUCCAGCUACAACUCCAACUACCCCAGUUACCACUCCUGUUACUACUCCAGUUACUACUCCAGUUACUACUCCAGCCACUACUCCAGCCACUACCCCAGCCACUACUCCAGCUACCACGAACACUCCAGGAGUCACUGUAAUUCCAGAUGUAACUGUGUUCCCAGAUGUUGCACCAACCGGUACACACACCGACGAGGGCCCAGUAUUCUUGUCAGUAGGUGAAACCACUCCAAUUACUGUUGCUGCUGCUUCCACAACUCCUGCCAGCAAUGCUCCAGCACCACAUGCAUUGAGUGAAUCACAAUCAUCUUCAUCAUCCACCGUCGAAUCCCCUAGUAUUGCUCCUCUUGCUGAGAAUGCUGCUGUCUCCAACAAGGCUAGCUCUUUCAUGAUGGGAGCUAUUGCCAUUGCUGUUGGUUUGUUUUAG